AUGUUCCAAACUAAUGCAUUGGCAAUGAUGCUUCGCGGUCAAGGGCAGAAGCUUCUGUUGCGCAAUAGUAACAUCAUAUUGAGAAGCCCUAUUACGAUACCUUUGUUACGGUCCGGUAUUUCAAGUAUAAAUAAGGGUUGCAAUUGGAGUUCGCCAAUCAAGAGGAUUCAAGCCAGCCAUUACUCAACUUCAACUUGGAGACGGAUUUUCGAGAGUGAUACUGGAAUUGAUAGAUAUACUCGUCUCAACCGAUUUCAACAAUACGGUGGUCCCAAUAACAAUAAUAAAAAAAAUUCACUAGGAGUGCUUACUUUUACAGGCCUGGGUAUCAUUGCAGGUGUUUAUUUUAUAUCUCCUUAUCUUUUCCAGUAUGUGCCGCCAUUUACUUACUUCCAACGACAUCCAAAGAGUCUAGUAUACGGUAUUCUAGGUGUGAACUUUUUGGUAUUUGGGUUGUGGCAAUUACCUCGUUGUUGGCCGUUGUUACAAAAAUACAUGUUACUAUCAAAAACACAUGUGACUAGCAAGUGGUCUCUUAUAGGAAGUGCAUUUUCACAUCAAGAGUUUUGGCAUCUCGGUAUGAAUAUGUUAGCAUUAUGGUCUUUUGGUACUAGUUUGGUGCAAGUCCUAGGAGUGUCAGAUUUUUUCUCAUUAUACAUGGGGAGUGCAAUUACUGGUUCAUUAUUUUCCCUGUGGUAUCCCAGAAUUGCACGUCUGGCUCUCAUGGGACCAAGUUUAGGAGCCAGUGGUGCAUUAUUUGGUGUUUUGGGUUGCUUUUCAUACCUGUUUCCCGCAUCCAAGAUUCUAUUAUUUGUUUUCCCAGUCCCAGGUGGUGCAUGGGUCGCCUUCUUAGCAUCUUUAGCCUGGAAUGGUGCUGGCUGUGUGCUUAGAUGGGGAUCUUUUGAUUAUGCUGCUCAUUUAGGUGGCUCUUUAUUGGGUGUUUUCUAUGGUUGGUAUAUAAAGCACAAGAUCGAUCAACGUAGAGAGAAACAAAGAAGGAGACAAACUGUAGUGUGGGGGUCAGGUGGUAGAUCUGGCUGGUUCUGA
Naumovozyma castellii is the source of this 1047-nucleotide messenger RNA. It is a transcript of the gene PCP1, whose product is annotated as rhomboid protease PCP1. The record is from RefSeq and is a predicted model, not a curated record. NCBI's taxonomy places the organism in Eukaryota, Fungi, Ascomycota, Saccharomycetes, Saccharomycetales, Saccharomycetaceae. The transcript has a single exon. The coding region runs from base 1 to 1047 and encodes 348 amino acids.